GCGGAGCCUGCCCCCGGAACUGCCCCAACCCCAGCCCCAGCUUCUUGGUUCUGCUCACAUGCUGAGACCUGUCCUUGUACCCACUCCCCUAAGCCUGGCCUCAGGCUAUGUCCUAGGUAGGUGGCAGGCCACCCAGCCUGCCCUGUGAGGUCACAGAGGGAAUGAAGGGGAAAGAUGGGUCUUCACUUCCACCCUGCCCACCAGUCACCCGCUGGGUGAGCCUGGCCAAGCCAGUGGCCUCCUGGGUGCCCAUUGCACUUGCUGGUCCUGGCACCUCCUGCCAGAAGGAAAAGAUGUUCUUCCCAGUUUGCACCUUCCCUAGUUACUGGCUGAAGGGAACGGGGCUAGCUGGCCAGAGCAGGCCCUCCAUCCCAUCACAGCCCCAGGCCCAGGUCCUGGUGCCACUGCCACCCCAGCUCUGCAGGGUCCCGGAUGUCCUCAGCCAGCUACCUCCUGAAACCACCAACCUGACCCGGGGGAGGCCUACUGAGUCACACUGGCCUGAGCCGCGGGGAAUGGACUCAGUGCAGAAGCAAGACCUCCGCAGGCCCAGGAUCCACGAGGCAGGGCGGCUGUCCACGUACCAGCCACCCACUCUGGCCACAUUGCAGCGCCUGCUGUGGGUUCGCCGAUCUGCCGCGAUGAGCCACGUCAACGAGGUCUGGCCCAACCUCUUCCUGGGAGACGCGUACACAGCCCGGGAUAAGAACCAGCUGAUGCAGCUGCGAAUCACCCACAUCGUGAAUGCUGCAGCAGGCAAGUUUCAAGUGGACACAGGAGCCAAGUUUUACCGAGGAAUGCCCUUGGAGUACUACGGCAUUGAGGCUGAUGACAACCCCUUUUUCGACCUCAGUGUCUACUUUCUGCCUGUUGCCCGAUACAUCCGCACCGCCCUCAAUGCUCCCCAAGGCCGCGUGCUGGUACAUUGUGCCAUGGGAGUCAGCCGCUCUGCCACACUAGUCCUGGCCUUCCUCAUGAUCUGCGAGAACUUGACACUGGUUGAGGCCAUCCAGAAGGUACAGGCCCACCGCGAUAUCUGCCCCAACUCGGGCUUCCUCCGGCAGCUCCAGGUCCUGGACAACCGGCUGGGCCGGGAGACGGGGAGGCUCUGACACAACAAGCAGCCCUGCAGUCCCACCCUCCAGCCAGCAUGGCCCAACUCAACCAGCCUGGCCCUGAGGGCAGCGUCCUUUGCUGUCUCCAGGGAUCCUGAGAUGUGAAGAGCAAGCAAGGACUUAACUAAGGCAGAGAUAAGGAGAGCUGGGAGUGAGUGACCUGAAGCAGGUGGAUUUCCCUAACCCAAUCCAGAGAUUCUUUAUGCAAAAUAGUUGAUUGUGUCUCUAUAAUAAAAGGUUCAUCAAACUU
This is a messenger RNA of Ochotona princeps (American pika), 1365 nucleotides long. RefSeq names its product dual specificity phosphatase 13B (gene DUSP13B). Gene Ontology annotation, molecular function: MAP kinase phosphatase activity; protein tyrosine/serine/threonine phosphatase activity. The record is from RefSeq and is a predicted model, not a curated record. Gene Ontology annotation, cellular component: cytoplasm. Gene Ontology annotation, biological process: negative regulation of MAPK cascade; protein dephosphorylation. NCBI's taxonomy places the organism in Eukaryota, Metazoa, Chordata, Mammalia, Lagomorpha, Ochotonidae. The transcript is spliced from 4 exons. The coding region runs from base 162 to 1112 and encodes 316 amino acids.